Molecule: messenger RNA, 627 nt
Organism: Eurytemora carolleeae
Lineage: Eukaryota; Metazoa; Arthropoda; Copepoda; Calanoida; Temoridae
Product: tRNA methyltransferase 10 homolog B
Biological process (GO): tRNA N1-guanine methylation
Cellular component (GO): nucleoplasm; nucleus
Molecular function (GO): tRNA binding
Source: RefSeq, a predicted model, not a curated record
GAUGUUAUAAGACAGGAACAACUGGAGAGAUUGAAAGAAGCUCAGAAUACCAAUAUUAAAGUGUGCAUUGAUUUAAGAUAUGAGGAUUAUAUGAAUGAAAAGGAAGUAAAUCACUUAUCAAACCAGUUGAAGCGUGUAUACAGCGCUAAUAAAACUUCCGAACGACCAUUUAAUUUGUUCUUCACAAACCUUCAGGAGGAUGGACUCAUCAACAGGACCUGCUGUGCGAAGGUUGAUGGGUUCAGGAGUUACAUCAUCAACUUCAAGGAGAACCCAGUAACGGAGUUGUUUGAUUCUAAGGAUCUAGUUUACCUCUCUCCAGAUGCGGAGAAUACUCUUCAAAAUCUGGAUCCAAAGAAGGUUUAUGUCAUAGGAGGCCUUGUGGAUGAUAGUGUUAAAUCACAGGUUUCCCUAAAUCUAUGCCAGAGUUUAAACCUGCAGUGUUAUAAACUACCAAUAGAUGAGUUUAUGGAGAGAGGGGAGACUGGAACUUAUAAACAAAUUCUUACAAUUAACCAGAUAUUUGAAAUCUUGCUAAAAUUUUACGAAACAGCUGACUGGAAGCAAGCCCUAGCUGCCGGGGUUCCCCCUAGAACAGGGUUUAUUAUAAAACAAUAAUAUUUCAGA